UUUUGGAUAUGGGAAGUGUUGGAUUAGCACUUUCGUAAAUCUCACACAACAAUUUCGAAAAGAUGCCAAUCGUCAAAAGAGCAGCCGCUGCUCCGGAAGCGCCGCAGCAGCACAACCAGAAGUCCAGGAAGGGAAAGAAGGCCUGGAGGAAGAAUGUUGACGUUACAGAGAUUGAUGCUGGUCUUGAGGCCGCUCGUGAUGAAGUUAUCAAAGGUGGUAUAAUCAGCGAGAAGAAAUCCGACGACCUCUUCAUGCUCGAUGUCGACGGCGACGCCUCAAUCGCGAAGAAAUUUCUCAAAGCCUCGAAGCCCCUCAAAGCCGACGAGAUCAUUGCCCAACGCUCCGCCGUGCCCUCCGUAUCCAUGAGGAAGCGCCCUGGCGACAAGACAACCAACGGCAUCGCCGACGCCAAGCGCCAGCGCACCUCCUAUGUCUCCCACAAGGAACUCACCCGCCUCCGCAACAUCAUGGCAGGGAAAGGCACCCAAUCCGUCGUCGAGGUCACUGACCCCGCCUUCGAUCCCUGGUCCGAGGCCGCCGAUGCGCAAGCCCUAGUUGUCGAUGAGCGCUUCACCUUCCUCCCCAAGGCGCAGAACAAGGUCGCACCGACCACCCUGAAACAAAAGCCCAUCUCCCUCGCUGCCUCCGGAAAAGCCGUCCCAGCUGUAUCCAAACCCGCCGGCGGAUACUCUUACAACCCUGUCUACACUGACUACGAGCAGCGCCUCAUCACCGCCGGUGAGAAAGAGCUCGAGGCUGAGAAGAAGCGCCUCGCGAUUACUGAAGCGGAGCGUAUCCGCGCUGAAGCAUCCGCAAAGUCCGCCGCUGAAGCCGUAGCAGCCGAAGCGCGCGCGGAGCUAUCCGAAUGGGACGAGGAGUCCGCCUGGGAGGGACUCGAGUCCGGCGCCGAGGACACGCGGGUCAGCGCCAAGCGACCCGAGCGCAAGACGCAGCAGCAGCGCAACAAGAUCCAGCGCCGCAAGGAGGAGGAGCGGAAGCAGAAGAUGCUGGCGAAUAACAAGAAGCGGAACGAGCAGGCGCAGCAUAUCAAGAAGAUUGCCAAGUCGGUGGAGGAGGCGGAGGAGGCGAGGGCGCUGGCGCUGGCGGUGCAGGCGGAGAAUGCGGAUGAUGAGUCUGAGGGGGAGGACUUGGAGUUGCGGAGGAGGAAGUUGGGGAAGUUGCAGUUGCCGGAGAAGGAGCUGGAGUUGGUGUUGCCGGAUGAGCUGACGGAGAGUUUGAGGCUGUUGAAGCCGGAGGGGAAUGCGUUGAAGGAGAGGUAUAGAAGUUUGCUUGUCAGGGGUAAGGUGGAGGGGAGGAAGAGGAUUAGCUUUGCGAAGCAGGCGAAGAGGAAGGUUACUGAGAAGUGGACGCAUAAGGACUUUAUGCUCCAUUAGACUUGGAGUGGAUUGGGUAACUGGGACAUUGUUGGCGUUUUUUACAUACACUUAUGAUAUCGGGAAUUGAAAAUGCAGCGACUUAUUUC
This is a messenger RNA of Pseudogymnoascus destructans, 1483 nucleotides long. RefSeq lists its product as uncharacterized. Lineage: Eukaryota; Fungi; Ascomycota; Leotiomycetes; Thelebolales; Thelebolaceae. Gene Ontology annotation, cellular component: nucleolus. The coding region runs from base 63 to 1394 and encodes 443 amino acids. The record is from RefSeq and is a predicted model, not a curated record. The transcript has 2 exons. Gene Ontology annotation, biological process: ribosomal large subunit assembly; rRNA processing. Gene Ontology annotation, molecular function: 5S rRNA binding.